This is a messenger RNA of Penaeus chinensis, 739 nucleotides long. RefSeq lists its product as uncharacterized. The record is from RefSeq and is a predicted model, not a curated record. Bases 1 to 522 code for a protein of 173 amino acids. Lineage: Eukaryota; Metazoa; Arthropoda; Malacostraca; Decapoda; Penaeidae. The transcript is spliced from 2 exons.
AUGUUCGGUUUGUACGGCCUGCAAGCCCACCGGGCGGCCAGGCAUUCAAGCAACACGGGACACGACAAGUACUCAAGCCGCACCAAACUCAACAAGAAGCAGCGCAAGCGACUGAUGCAGCAGCAGCGGGACCUGCGAGAGAAGAAGCGACGGUCCACAGACCAGAUCCACGAGGUCGGCAUCAGUAGCUCCGGCCCGCGGCAGUCCCCCAGUUGCGUCCCGGCAGCCACGCGGAGAGGUUCUCCCUGCCUCACUCGGAAUUCCAGUUCAGUCAGCGACUCCUGGCCCGUGUCGAGGGAUCGUUCACCCUUCUCUUGCCUCAGCGAACAGGAUACUCAACGUGAGGCGUUCUUGCAGAAGGACUCCCCGCCCCCACCGCAGCAGCAGCACGGAGGGGUGGGGGGCGAGGCCGGCAUGGUCACAGCCAGCCUUGAAUCCCUAGCACGACUCUUCUCCUGUGUUGCUGUCACCCGACCACGCCCGUACCACCGCUACGCCCAAAACCACGCCAUGCACGGGUAAGUACCGUGCGUACGGACUGCACCGAACUUACUUCGUGGACUCACACGAGCCGGUAAGUCGUAUUUCAGAGAUUCAUCAGAUAAGAAAAGAAAAUUCGAGAAGAAGAAUGAGACACAGUUGAAGGAACAGGGUAUGCGGAGUAAAAUGGCAGUGUAGAAUAUAUUAAAUUUUGAAGGAGAGGGAGAGAGAGAGAGAGACAGACAUGCAGGCAGACAGG